CUUUCUAAUCUGUGUUUGUGACUGACAAGCAAGAUAAAAACAACACGUUGAAAUAUUGUUUUUAAACCUUAUUCAUGUACAUUAAUUAAAUUUAUGAUUUUAGUAUAGGUAUAUAUUUUUUUAAAUUGUGAUUGUGAAUUUGUAACGAAAGGUAACUAUCAAUCAAGUGCUCAGUGAUUUGUGAUUUAUAAAGACAUUAAAUUGCCUCGCGUAUGGAUUGUAAUUUGUGGUCGUGAUUUUGGUACGCUAUCAUAAUCUUUCCUGUGAUGAAAAUAUAAACUUUAUUUAGGUAUGAUAUUAAAAAAGAAGACAAUGCACCUUACAGUGAUAAGCAACUGGCUUACUGUUUAUUUACUUGUAGCUUGACAAGGCUAUGAUAAAAAUAUUGUACUUUGUGGUAUGUAAGAAGAUUGUGUAGAGGUACAAUGGCAGGAGAUCAUGAGCGUGGCCGCCACAGCAGUGAUCGCGACCGCCGCCGGAGCCGGAGCCGCAGUCGCAGCCGCGACCGGCACCGGGGUCGGGACAGCGAGCGCCGCGAACGGCACAGGGAACAUGAGCGCGGCCGCGACCGUCACAGGGACUACAGCAAGGACCGCGACAAGAGCCGCGCCCACACCACAUACAAGGAGUACUCUGGAGGUGGUCUUGGUGGAGGUUUAGGCAGCAGUGGCAAUAUAGGACCAAGAGGUAGAUACAAACCACAGGAAGAAGAAUUUUUAGAUGCAAGACGAGAGGAAAGGGAGAGAAUUGGGCAAGUUGGUGUAUCCUCAGUGUGGGGCAAGUCACCUACGAGGCCUGAUUCAGAAGAAGAGACAUCACAGCCAGAUAAGGCAAAUAAUAGCAAAGAAAAAAAGAAAAGUAAAAAAUCAAAGGACUCUAAAGAUACAAAACAGAAGUUAAAAAAAUUGAAAAAGAAAUUAAAAAAAGUGAAAAAGGCUAGGAAAAAAGCAAAACGAAAAUCAAGAAACUCUAGUAGUGACUCCGACUCUAGCUCUGAAGAAGAAGUGUGGGUGGAGAAAGGAAAAGAAGUGGAGACGGUGGGUGUGGCUAGCCGCGGGCCCGUGUCUGGGGGAGGAGGCGGCGGCGGAGGGGCAGGGGAGGAGGAGGAGCCGGGCCCGCGGCCGCGGGCGGGCGCGGCGCUGGCGGCCCGCGACUACGGGCGCGCGCUGCUGCCGGGCGAGGGCGCCGCCAUGGCCGCCUACGUGGCCGAGGGCAAGCGCAUCCCGCGCCGUGGCGAGAUCGGCCUCACCUCCGACGAGAUCGCCUCCUACGAGGCCGUGGGCUACGUCAUGAGUGGCAGCAGACACCGGCGCAUGGAGGCGGUGCGUAUCCGCAAGGAGAACCAGAUCUACUCGGCGGACGAGAAGCGCGCGCUCGCGGCCUUCAGCAAGGAGGAGCGCGCCAAGCGCGAGAACGCCAUCCUCGCGCAGUUCCGGGACGUGCUCACUGCGCGCGCGCAGCGCCGCGACUGCUAGCCGCCGCCCGCCGCCGCCCGCCGCCGCCCGCCGCCGCCCGCCGCCGCCAAAUCAAACCACACGCUCUUGUAAUUUGUUUUUAUUUAUCAACAAUAAUACUAUACAAUGAUA
Molecule: messenger RNA, 1586 nt
Organism: Galleria mellonella (greater wax moth)
Lineage: Eukaryota; Metazoa; Arthropoda; Insecta; Lepidoptera; Pyralidae
Product: NKAP family protein CG6066
Exons: 5
Coding region: 426-1475 (349 amino acids)
Biological process (GO): regulation of gene expression
Cellular component (GO): nucleus
Molecular function (GO): chromatin binding
Source: RefSeq, a predicted model, not a curated record